Messenger RNA from Mytilinidion resinicola, 1628 nucleotides. RefSeq names its product actin filament organization protein-like protein App1-like protein. The record is from RefSeq and is a predicted model, not a curated record. Gene Ontology annotation, molecular function: phosphatidate phosphatase activity. NCBI's taxonomy places the organism in Eukaryota, Fungi, Ascomycota, Dothideomycetes, Mytilinidiales, Mytilinidiaceae. Bases 298 to 1530 code for a protein of 410 amino acids. Gene Ontology annotation, cellular component: actin cortical patch. The transcript has a single exon.
CGCUCUAUCACUUGUCACUUGUUGAAACUCGAGAUCCAGCCAGCCACUACUGAGAGGCAGUGACGAUGCCGCGUGAUGAUCUUAUAACGCGACGCCGCCCUGCUCGUGCUCCACACCCUCCUCCACGACCCCAUGAUCUCCACCCGCCUUGAGCAUUCGCAUCCCCUCCACGACCCCGCGACCUAAACCUAAGCCAUACUCGACCACGCACCCUACGGCCAAGAAGCCCAGGAACACACGCGAGCACCACGCUCUCCAGACCACGCUCCCUAAGCCAGACUCCACCUACAUAUCACCAUGGGCCCCGAAAGCAUGGCCGCGAUGGCUGGUCAGGCCAGACAACGCAUGCAGCAGAACGAAGAAGACCGCGAAACCCGCUCUCUAGGAGGGUUUGCAGAGAUCGAAGCCGCCAUGCCUGCGCUUACGAGCCGCUUCCAGUUCUCCCUCAAGGACAACCUCUCCUCGUACCUCGGAUCCAAGAACCCCUUCUACAGCUAUGUCGACCCAGAGGAGCACAAGGUGUGGGUUUUCAACAACACUGCCUACGAGCUUAAUGGCGAAGCUGGAGACUGGCAGGCGGAAUUUGUUGCAGCCAUCUUCCUCAAGGGAAGCGGCAAAGAUAUAAGCAAAGUGGUGGCAGAUAUCGCUGAGAAGAUCGGCCUGGCAGGUAACGAGGAGGCUGAGAAGACCAUUGCGAAGAGACUCGAACCGUUCCUCGAUGCCAUCGUACCAGCACACGCGGUCAAUAUCAACUUUCUGGGCAACGACAAGAUAAGACUUGGGCCCAGCGGACGGAACGGCGUCAGCAGCGAUGUAAUUACCCUCCCCCAGGGACAGUAUCAAGACGGCCAAGUCUCGACUUCGAGUGCCAUCAAAGCAGACGCCAAGGACUUCGAGACCGUCUUUGCGAGUCCUAAGGGCUGGGCCGUAAUCAGCGAUAUUGACGAUACAAUCAAGAAGACAUUGACAUCUUCAGCCGUCGGGAUCUUAAAGACAACAUUUGCAGAAGAGCCAGAAGCUAUAGCAGGCAUGCCAGAGCUUUACAAACACAUUGUAGAGAAGCUGGAUGUACCACCCUUCUUCUACCUCUCCGCGUCCCCGUACAACUUGUACCCGUUCCUACAUGACUUCCGUUCGACCUAUUACCCACCUGGCACCAUGAUCCUAAGAGACGCAUCGUGGAUGAAUCUCGCUGGACUCUUGACUGAUCUCACCCAGGGGACGCAGGCCUACAAGACGGAUCGCAUCGAAAAGAUCCACGGCUGGCUCCCAACUCGGAAGUUCGUCUGCCUCGGCGACAAUACUCAGACCGACCCUGAAUCCUACGCCGAGAUGUACCGAAAGUACCCUGGCUGGAUUGGAGCAAUCUACAUUCGAAAGGUCACCGGCGUAGCUGAGAUGGAUGAGAGCAAGAAGAACAGCUCGGAGAGGUUUGAGAAGGCGUUCAAGGAUGUGCCACAGGAUGUGUGGUAUGUUUUCGAAGACGCGAAUGAGCUCUAUGCGAAGGUGGACACGCUGGUAUCGGCAUGAGUGCUUGAAGUAUGCAUGAUCAUUUUCUCUCCUCGGUAACAUGGUGGCAUUUUGUUUGCGGCGCUCAUUUUACAACCAAAGGAUGAAUCAACGAAUCG